This is a messenger RNA of Xenia sp. Carnegie-2017, 3539 nucleotides long. RefSeq lists its product as uncharacterized. Gene Ontology annotation, molecular function: protein binding; calcium channel activity. NCBI's taxonomy places the organism in Eukaryota, Metazoa, Cnidaria, Anthozoa, Malacalcyonacea, Xeniidae. The record is from RefSeq and is a predicted model, not a curated record. Gene Ontology annotation, biological process: calcium ion import across plasma membrane. The transcript is spliced from 9 exons. Gene Ontology annotation, cellular component: membrane. Bases 233 to 3064 code for a protein of 943 amino acids.
ACAGCUGGCUUUAAGUUUCGUUUUUGUAAACCUUCCCGGUGAAGAUUCUCGAAAGAAAUUGGCCGGUAUGAAUGACGAGUUCGUUGGGUUUUUUGUUUCAGUUUUCGCCUAUUAAUAACAUCGUGUGUUGUGGGUUUUGUUGUCGUACAUUAGAACAAACAUCAAAGGAGGCGACAGUUACCGAGAUAAGAUAUAGUUAAAGGAUUUAAACGUUUAUCUAUAGAUAACUAACAUGGAUAGCAGCGAAAACCAGAUCUUGAAAAAUGGCAUCCCCCCCGAAAACGACCUCCCCCUGGACAAUGCUGUUAAAGUGUUGACUAACGAUGAAAAUGAUGCUCUCUCUAAAAAUGACGUUAUGAAAAUGGUCGUGUCAAAUUGGUCGAAGUCUUAUACACCAAGACGACACAUGCGCAAAACACUAAAGCCCUACCAGGAGCAACAGCUGGAAGAGAUUCCGGGCGCCUCGAAGAAGACUGGUACCGUCAUGCACGCGGCGUUGACCAGCGAGAUUGACAGUGAUGAUCACGUGGUGGAUGGCAACAAAGACAUGAGAAUGCGCGUACGCAAUCACGCACUGAUUCAUUACAUAGCAAAGCUCGCAGGCUCAAACCACGAUAAUGACACAUUUGAUUUUGCAUUCGUGCAGAGUUUGCUGAAGAACGGUGCGGACAUUAAUGCCGCUGACAAGUACGGUCAAACUGUCUUUCAUGAAGUAGCGCGGUCAUGGCAUUUGGAUGUUGCUGAAUUUCUUCUAACUAACGGUGCCAACAUCAACCAACAAGACAAAUAUGGUCGUUCACCUCUUCAUGUAUCUGCUGCUGUUGAUUAUGUGGAAAUGGUCGACUUCCUCAUCUCUAAAGGUGCUGAAAUAAACAUAAGAACAUUCGGUGAGGAACAGGCACCUAUACAUUUCGCUGCUAAAAAUGAUGCAUGUAAAAGCUUGAAGGCGCUCAUCGCUUUUGGUGUGGAUGUGAACUGUCGUGAUUAUCAAGACAGAACUCCUCUGCAGCUUGCAGCAGCAAUGAGUCGAUCAAAAGCUGCACGUAUGUUAAUCGAAAUGGGUAUACCUGCUGGUGUCUAUGACAAAGAUGGCGAAAUGGCCUUAUCAUUGCUUGUCAUCAAGAUGCCAGAUGUGGCGAACCUCGCAUUGAAUCAAUUUUUCUCUGAAGAUAAUAUCAAUCACAAGCGUUAUUUCUUCCUCAAUUACCUCGAAGGAACGAGGGUGAUAGAUGGUCGAUCUUCGGCUCGUACGCCAUUGGAGGCAGCGGUCGCUAGUUGCAGUGUCGACAUCAUUAUGCAUCCUGUUAUACAAUACCUCAUCUCCACUAAAUGGGAAAGGUUUGGUCGUCGUUGGGCAUGGUUUGACUUUGCUAUCAACCUUUUAUCAUCUGUGAUCUGGACCAUUAUGGCUGUGACCUUACCCAAUAGUAACACCACGCUCUAUAAUCCACCUCAUGAAAAAUGGUGGCGCAUGGUACUUGCAUGCUUCGCCUUGUUAAUAACCUUUUACGAGCUGUUAAAACAAGUCACAAUAACCGUGCGGACAAAGCGUACGCUCACUCAAUGGAAGACCUACAGGGAAUUGUCCUUAUCGCGAGAUAAACCUUAUUGUCACCCACAAUGGCCCGACGAAGCAAGGUAUGUGGACGGUGAAAUAAAGAACAUCCAAGAACAUCGAUGGCUUGCUGCGCAUGACGUUUGGGUCUACGUUGAUUGGCUAGUUUUAUUUUUCAUCGUGGCCUCUGCGAUCUCACACGCUAUCUUCUUUUCUGAAGGCACGGAUGCCGCCUAUUUUGUUCAUGUGCGCAUCAUGUGCGUUCUCCUAAUAGUCACGUGGGUCCGACUUAUGAAAUACGUGCGACCUUUCCACGGACUUGGUGCCUUUGUUGCAUCAUUCUCGAAGAUGCUGGGAGACAUAUCUCUCACUUUCUUUGUGAUUGCCAUUGUAUUUCUACCGUAUGCAUCUUGCUUUUGGAUCAUGUAUGGUGGGUACAGUCCAAGACCUGCGAAAGGUUAUGAAUCAAUGUCUGCUAUCUUAUACCAGGUGUUUCAGAUGACCGUGCUUGAUACGAAUCAUGAUACAGAACCAUUUUUCGAUGUCGAUCCUUCCAUGGCGCGUCUUCUAUCAUGCAGCUACAUAUUUUUAUCCUUCGUGAUCCUCCUCAAUCUCGUUAUUGCCACGAUCACGCAUACGUUCAAACGCGUGUACAGCUAUGCGCAGGAGCAUGCUGCGAUGGAGCGUGCAAAGACAAUCUUAAACAUCGAGGAUUCACUACGAGUAAAGUCACGAAAGCUUUAUUGGGAAUACAUCAGUAAUCAAUGCAGUCCAAUGAUAUUACAUUCUAAUAAUCGCGAAGAUCAUACAGUACUUUCAGAAAUGGUUGAUAUUAACGAUCGUAUUCAGGAAACCCAUCAACUGGUGGAAUCACGUUUUGGUAAACAGUUUGGGGAAGGCAGUAGUUCGACAAUGGAAGACAUGUUGAAAUUUGCAAACGAAAUCGUUUGUAAUUAUAACGAAUCAAAGGAAAUGCUUGUCAAGGUUUUUGCGGAGUUGAGAAUUUUGGAAAAUAUCGUCACGCCGAUGAUUGCAGAGAAAGCCGCUGCCCAUAAAGCAUUGCAGGAAUAUGAAGGGAUUAAUUCGCUGAUAAAUAUCACCAAAGAUGAUGAAAGUGAAUUUGCAAGCCAUGCAGGUUUUGAUUCAACUCUAACCAGGAACACGUCGCAUAGAUCGAGUUUCUCCGUCCAAAGUGAACCUGGAGAUUUGAAAGAAAAGCGAAAUUGGAAAUCAGUCAGCAAAUCCUUAUCACGCAUCGCCCGUGAGAAUUCGAGAAAAAGUCGCUCGAAGAAAACGUCAAACGGUCUACAAGAGGAAGAAAUUUACUCAGACAGAAGUGAAAUAAGGUACGACUCGGAGGUAGAUCACGUGAAAAAGUUGAGAAAACCACGAAGCAGGUCUGCCGUAAACAUGUCCAAGUCUGAUUCAAGGGAACGUCAACAUAGUAGGUCUUCGUCAUCUAAAGACCUCACACGCAGGAAAAAUAGAACUCGAGAUGCAUAUAAAUAAUGGCAGGAAAUGGUUUCUAGAUAAGGAUUUCAGAAAGUUGUAAGGUAAAAACCGUUUUGCAUUUAAGAACAUUUAUACGAGCAAUAUGCAUUUUCAAACUGAGGAAAUCAGUUGGGAACAAUUGCAUGACUAUUUCUCACGUGAUCAUAAUUUGUGACGUCAUAAAAACGCUGCUGUCUCCACAGACAUUGUUUAAAGCAUUAAGCUUUUUUCUAUCGUUUAAUCAUUUUCGUAGUUUUACUGAAAGCAGUAAGACAUGUCAGAUAAACGACAAUAUUUUAAACUGUAGACAUUUUUCGGCAUAUCUGUAGCAUCCUUAGUGCAAUGUUUAAUGCGUCAAUUGUCUAUGAAUGGAAACAUGUGUAUAACGGAGACGGAGUUUAAAUUAAAAUUAUAGACAUUUAGAAAAUAUUUACUUACUAAAAAUGAUGUUAAAGUUAGCAAAUCUUAUUUAAAUUCCGGUUUUGGUUUUUAA